This is a messenger RNA of Amyelois transitella, 1416 nucleotides long. RefSeq names its product ras suppressor protein 1 (gene ics). Lineage: Eukaryota; Metazoa; Arthropoda; Insecta; Lepidoptera; Pyralidae. The coding region runs from base 41 to 901 and encodes 286 amino acids. The transcript has 6 exons. Gene Ontology annotation, molecular function: protein binding. The record is from RefSeq and is a predicted model, not a curated record.
GUGUGUUCAUUCGGGCGGGCACGAACAACAGCUGUCCGCAAUGAGUCAUCCGCCUCCAGUUUCCUGUAUUCCAAACACAGCGAAAAUGUCGAAGGCGAAGAAAGUUAUUGAAGAAGCGCGAGAAAUAAACAAUCCUGAGAUAGAUUUAGUGGACAAAGGAAUCUCUAACCUCGAUGAAGUACCUGGAUUGUUCAGCCUUGCCAAUAUAACCAGACUCUCAUUGAGUCAUAACAAAAUUCAGACAGUACCACCUGCUCUUGCUAAUUUGAUAAACCUGGAAAUUCUGAAUUUUGCCAACAACCACAUUGAGGAACUCCCAGUGAGCCUGUCAUCUUUACCUAAACUCAGGAUUCUGAAUGUCUCUUUGAAUAGACUGAAUGGGCUUCCAAGAGGAUUUGGAGCAUUUCCUGUGUUGGAAAUUUUGGACUUAACAUACAAUAAUCUCAAUGAGAAAAAUUUGCCAGGGAACUUCUUUAUGAUGGAGAGUCUAAGAGCUUUAUACUUGGGGGAUAAUGACUUUGAGUAUCUGCCACCGGACAUUGGGAAUUUGAAGAACCUGCAAAUUCUGUCAAUGCGUGAGAACGAUCUAAUCGAAGUCCCGCGUGAGUUGGGGCAGUUGUCUCGUCUCCGGGAGCUUCAUCUGCAGGCCAACAGGCUCGUGGUAUUGCCUCCUGAAAUUGGUACGCUAGAUUUGGCCAGCAACAAAUCGGUGUUGCGCCUAGAAGGCAACUUCUGGAUACCGCCGAUUGAAGAUCAGAUCUCCUUGGGGCCUUCCCACGUCCUGGAUUAUUUGCGAUCGGAGACUUACAGAGUGUUGUACAGUCGUCACAUGUCCGCGAAGCCCCCGCCGCCCGCGCAGACUCUGGACAAGAGCAAGAAAGCUAGUCGCGCGCGGUCAUAGACAACGGGAGAAUGUGCCAUAGACUACGGGAGUGUGUACUGCCAUAGACUAACAAGUAUUAAUAGGUUGGAGCAAAGUGUAGGAUUUCGAUUGAGUUCUAAGUGUUUUAUAUGGAACCGAGUAAUUUAUGUUUUUGGCUGAUGGAUUCAGUAAGAUAUUAACACUCUAAUAAGUACAACGUUAUUUGUAUGUAACGUCAAAAUAUGUCCGACUUGACUCAAUGAAAUAGAUACAUAUUUGUUAUCAUGAAUGGUACUUGUUACUUGUUUAUGAUUCUGAGGCAACAUUUUAAUCUUGAAACAAUAUAAACUCGGUUAUCUAAAAUGAUUCACUGUGUUACUAGAAGUUCAAUCCCACUCAUGUUUGUAAUAGAGAUCUUAAUAGAAAUAACAUUAGUUUUAUGUCGUAAUAAAUAAUAAUGCAUUUUUUAUUUGAAAAAUAUUUAAUGACAAACUUGUACGCUAUGUACAAAAAAAUACAAUUUAACAAGUGCACUUAUUUACAUUAUAUAAUUA